AUGUCGCAAUACGGCAAAUUUUUCGACUUCUGCAGAGACUCCGGCAGCAAGUUUUCCACCAUUCCAGUGUGCAAUCUCUUCAAUGAGUCGCCUGCGCGAUCAGGAAGCUCGGCCGCUGGCUUUGGUGGCUGCGACCUCACAGGCAUCGGUCUCAGUAAUGGCCGCGAGCUCGCAAACCUAGGUUCCAUCCUGCUCGAUGGCAUCGCCAUCUUGGUCACCAUUGCCUUGCUUUUCUUCUCCAAUCGGAAACGUGCAGCGGUCGGCAGAAGAGAGAUGCAAUACUUCCUCUUCGGCUACCUGGUCAUCUCCAUCUGCGAAAUCUUCACCAUUGGCGGCUUCCCGCUCAACGGCGCCGUUCGACGCGCCUUCACCGCUGUGCACAUUGCCGCCGUCGUCGCCACUGCCUGGGUAUUGCUGCUCAAUGCCAUUGUCGGCUUCCAGAUCAUGGAGGAUGGCACCUUCGUGUCAAUGGCGCUGGUUAUCGGCUCUUCUCUGGCCUUCGUCAUCGGCGUCGGUUACAUUGCCCUUGACACUGCCUUCAAAUGGACCGGCUACUGGGACUCGACGCUCAGCCCGCCCAACAGAGCUUACGCCUUGUACACGUUGUACUUGCUGGCCCCCCUCGUUUUCAUUGCCUUCUACUUCAUUCUCGAAGCGUACCUUGUGGUUGUUAUUCUGGGUGAACGAAGACCGUUACUCUACUUGAUAACUGCAGGUCUUCUCUUCGCCAUCGGCCAGAUCUUCCAAUUCGUAAUAUCGGUCCACAUCUGCAACGGCACGCAUGGCAAGAUCAACGGGGGCAUGUUCGAGUCGCUCUUUACGCUACUUGCUGUCGUCAUGGUUUGGGUGUUUUGGUCGAGCAUAACGGAGGACGAUUGGCCCACCGCCGGUACUCCAGGCUACUCAUAA
Verruconis gallopava is the source of this 909-nucleotide messenger RNA. RefSeq lists its product as uncharacterized. Gene Ontology annotation, biological process: protein folding. The record is from RefSeq and is a predicted model, not a curated record. The transcript has 6 exons. Lineage: Eukaryota; Fungi; Ascomycota; Dothideomycetes; Venturiales; Sympoventuriaceae. The coding region runs from base 1 to 909 and encodes 302 amino acids. Gene Ontology annotation, cellular component: endoplasmic reticulum membrane.